AUCGAUAUGUAUCUUGAUGACUCAUGUAUGAUGAGCUGCAGUUUUGUUAGAGUCUAGUGUUGUUGGUUAAUUUCAGUUUGAUUGUUUAUUAAUUGUUUUUCAUUGUCAAUUGGUCCAGCAGUUUAAUAUGACUUCGGAAAGAUAUAGUUUUUCUCUAACCACCUUCAGUCCUUCUGGAAAAUUGGUUCAAAUUGAAUAUGCCUUGGCUGCUGUUGCCUCUGGAGCCAACUCUACUGCUAUUAAAGCUUCAAAUGGAGUAGUUCUAGCUACGGAAAAGAAACAAAAGUCUAUACUUAAUGAAGAGCAUAGUAUUUUCAAAAUAGAAGCAAUCACUGAACACAUUGGAAUGGUUUAUAGUGGAAUGGGACCUGAUUAUCGUCUUUUGGUCAGGAAAGCUCGCAAAAUUGCCCAAAAAUAUCAAUCAAUGUACGAUGAACCUAUUCCAACAUCUCAAUUAGUUCAACGGGUUGCCUACAUCAUGCAAGAAUACACACAAUCAGGAGGUGUUAGACCAUUUGGUGUAUCUCUGCUUAUUGCUGGCUGGGACAAGAAUAAGCCUUCAUUGUUCCAAUGUGAUCCCUCGGGCGCUUAUUUCGCCUGGAAAGCUACCGCUUUGGGUAAAAAUCAUGUCAAUGGAAAAUCAUUCUUGGAAAAGCGGUACAGCGAGGAUCUUGAAUUGGAAGAUGCUAUUCACACAGCUAUUCUGACUCUCAAAGAAGGAUUUGAAGGCCAGAUGACUGCUGAUAAUAUAGAAAUCGGUGUUUGCGAUAAAAAAGGUUUUCGUCGAUUAACUCCUUCAGAAGUUCGUGAUUACCUGGCUAGUAUUUAAUUUUUUUAAUCAUUAAACUUUUGAUAAAGAUCAAUUAUCUUUUAUUCUCUAAUUUAUACAAAAAGGUAAUAACCGUUAUUUAGAGAGUAAAAUGUUACUUUAAAUCGAA
Molecule: messenger RNA, 938 nt
Organism: Tetranychus urticae (two-spotted spider mite)
Lineage: Eukaryota; Metazoa; Arthropoda; Arachnida; Trombidiformes; Tetranychidae
Gene: Prosalpha2
Product: proteasome alpha2 subunit
Biological process (GO): ubiquitin-dependent protein catabolic process
Cellular component (GO): proteasome core complex; proteasome core complex, alpha-subunit complex
Source: RefSeq, a predicted model, not a curated record